AUGCGUGUCAAUACAAAGGAUAAAUGUUCAAAUCAGAAAGACAUCGAAAAUUUAACUAAAAUUAAAGGAAAUAGUACAUGUGCUGAUUGUGGAGCAAAAUGUCCAAGAUGGGCUAGUAUAAAUUUAGGAAUAAUAAUUUGUAUAGAAUGCUCAGGAAUACAUAGAAAUUUAGGAGUUCACAUUUCUAAAAUUAAAUCAUUAACUUUGGAUAAAAUUAUGCCACAAUGGAUACAUUGUAUAAAAGCUAUAGGAAAUGAUUUAUCCAAUGCAUAUUACUUGCACAAUUUGCCUCCUGAUGCAUAUAGGCCUAAACAAGGAGAUUCUUCUGAGGUUAUGCAAGAUUGGAUCAAAAAUAAAUAUGAGAAAAAAUUAUAUGCCCCUUCUAAUAGGAAAGAACCAAGCCAAUAUUAUAUAGAAGGCAUUGAUCCAAGAAACAGUAUUAUGGUAUCUGCACUACCGAAUACUGAAAUGAGCAAAGGGAAUGAUGCUUCUAAGCCCCGAACAAAUGAACCAUCAAAUUUAAAAAAUGAAUCAAAUUCUGGAAAAAAAAAACAUAGCACUGGGUCUAGUGACAUGUUUAGUUCCCUACGAAUUAUGGACAACUAUAAAGUGGGAUCCCCAAAAGAAAAUAAAAAGAAUAAUGAUUAUGCAAAAAAAAAUGAUGACUUUAUAGAUUUUAAUAAGGAUAUGAUUCAUAAAGUUCAACCAAACAAUAAUAUUUAUUCCUUUGAUAAUUUAGAUUAUAAUGGAAUAGGAAUAAAAAAUAAACAAAAUAGUAAUAACAAUAAUAAUGCUAACUUUCGAACCUCUUAUUCUUUUAAUGAUUUUUCGAAUAUGAAUAGUGAGAGUUUUGAGGUAGGCCAUGAAAAAAAUUCAAAUAUUCAAAAUACAGAUAAUUUAAAAAAGAAAUUUGGUCAUACAAAUUAUUCAAAUAAUAAAAGGAUUAGUAGUAGCAAUAUAGAGUUAAACAUUCCCAAUUAUAAUUAUGACUAUAGUUAUGAAUAUAAUAACAAUCGUAGCAAUAAAAAUAGGAAUCCAAAAAGUUUUAGUAAUACAAUAGAAAGUUUAAAUAGUAAUGAAAAAAUAAAUUUACAAAAAUAUAAUGGAAAUAAAAAUUUUAGUAAUCAUAGUUCACUUUCAGAAAAGGAAUUAAGAAAUGCAAAAGUUCAGGCUGCAAAAAAAUGCAUUGCUAGACUGUUUGCUAAUUCAAAACAUAAUUCUCAAACUAAAAAAAAAACAUUAAACUCAAAUUUUAACAGUUACUAUACAAAUGAUAAUAGUAAUUAUUCAUUUAUGAAUGAUAUAAAUCCUGAAAAUAUAGACAAUUUUAAUUUUAAUAGAACAACACAAACAGAUAUUAUAAAUACUGGUGUAAAUGAAAAAAUAAAAUUAAAUAACAGAUUGUCAAAUUCAGAAAAAAAUACUCCCGUAAAAUAUCAAGAAAACGAUAAUCAAAAUAUUAACAUUUUUUAA
Plasmodium vinckei vinckei is the source of this 1473-nucleotide messenger RNA. RefSeq names its product ADP-ribosylation factor GTPase-activating protein, putative. The record is from RefSeq and is a predicted model, not a curated record. NCBI's taxonomy places the organism in Eukaryota, Apicomplexa, Aconoidasida, Haemosporida, Plasmodiidae. The transcript is spliced from 6 exons. Bases 1 to 1473 code for a protein of 490 amino acids. Gene Ontology annotation, molecular function: GTPase activator activity.